Papilio xuthus (Asian swallowtail) is the source of this 2055-nucleotide messenger RNA. It is a transcript of the gene Ir40a, whose product is annotated as Ionotropic receptor 40a. Gene Ontology annotation, cellular component: membrane. Gene Ontology annotation, molecular function: ligand-gated monoatomic ion channel activity. Bases 1 to 2055 code for a protein of 684 amino acids. The record is from RefSeq and is a predicted model, not a curated record. The transcript is spliced from 15 exons. Lineage: Eukaryota; Metazoa; Arthropoda; Insecta; Lepidoptera; Papilionidae.
AUGAUCGAUGUUAUAGCACCGGAGACGUUAACAAAACUUCCUAAAGACUUUUCACAUGCCGUAGCAAACAUUGCAGCGGGAAUUCCAGCUAGCUAUUUGACUAUAGUAAGAGGAAAUUCAACUAACAUCAGAUCUUGUGAUAUGUUCCAACUAAUUUGUCGUUUAAACGACAAUAACAUACAAGUAGUUAAUAUUGAUCUUACGACAGAUGACAAUAAAGCGUCUUUUUUCAAGUUACUGAAGAAAGAUUUAGACACGUGGACUGAAAGAACUAGCCUCAUAUUUUGUCAACCGACUGAAUGUGAAAAUCUACUUAUAGAGUUUACGACAAACAACUUCAUCCAUAGAUCGAUUCUCUAUAUAUUCUUUUGGCCUGUCGGUGAGAUCAGUUUGAGAUUCCGAGGCGUAAUAAAAGAAGCAAUGAGAGUGGCCGUUAUUACAAAUCCUAGAGAAAGCGUGUUCAGAAUAUACUAUAACCAGGCAACUCCAAAUCGAUUAAACCAUCUCGGUUUAGUCAAUUGGUGGGCAGGCAAAAUCUAUAGGUUGCCUGUACUCCCGCCGGCUAAUGUAGUCUACAAGAACUUUCAAGGCCGCGUCUUCUAUGUACCCGUGUUACAUGCUCCUCCGUGGCACUUUGUGAAAUACAACAACAAUUCAACAGUCGAAGUAACUGGAGGACGAGAUGACAAAUUGUUGGCCUUAAUAUCGAAGAGGUUAAAUUUUAGAUAUAAAUAUUAUGAUCCACCUGAAAGAAGCCAAGGCUCAAGUAUUUCGGUUAACGGUACAUUUAAAGGAACUCUUGGAUUAAUUUGGAAACGAAAAGCAGAUUUUUUCAUUGGCGAUGUAACAAUAACAUGGGAGCGGCUGCAAGCUGUAGAAUUCUCAUUCGUUACCUUAGCAGACUCUGGCGCUUUCUUAACACACGCCCCUGCCAAGCUGAGUGAGACUCUUGCAAUAAUAAGGCCCUUCAGAUGGGAAGUGUGGCCUUUAGUCUUCGCAACAUUACUGAUCACCGGUCCGGCGCUGUGGAUUGUUAUUGCAGCGCCGUCGUUCUGGCUACAUCGUCGUCAGAACCAACUUGGCCUGUUCAACGACUGUUGCUGGUUCACUACCACACUGUUUUUACGACAAUCUUCAAGUAAAGAACCUUCCAGUACUCAUAAAGCUCGCUUAGUAUCAGUUUUGAUUUCACUCGGUGCAACUUACGUGAUCGGAGACAUGUACUCGGCAAAUCUUACCAGUCUACUCGCCCGACCAGCAAGAGAACAACCUAUUGGCACACUCGAAGCUUUAGAAGAAGCAAUGAGAGAUCGAAAGUAUGAAUUAGUGGUGGAAAGGCAUAGUUCCUCUCUCACUAUUUUAGAGAACGGUACUGGGGUGUACGGACGACUUGCGAAACUAAUGCGACGACAAAAACUACAACGUGUCCGCAGCGUGGAAGUUGGUGUGAGGCUGGUGCUCGCUCACAAGAGAAUCGCCGUACUCGGAGGGAGAGAAACUUUGUAUUACGACACAGAACGUUUUGGAUCUCAUAAUUUUCAUUUGAGCGAAAAGUUGUACACUAGAUAUUCAGCUAUCGCACUACAAAUCGGAUGUCCUUACCUCGAAACUUUUAAUGAUGUGAUCAUGAAUCUAUUCGAAGCAGGAAUUCUGGCGAAAGUUACGAAAGACGAAUACAAGAAUCUGCCCGAACAAUCAAGGAGAUCUGAGCCGGUAACUGAAAGCGACAAAGAAAAUGCAGAUGUAACCGGUGACUCCGUUGCUAACUCACAAAUGCAAUCGGAAUCUACAAUUGGUUUGGAACCGGUGUCGCUAACAAUGCUUCGCGGAGCUUUUUGUCUUUUAGGAAUUGGUUAUCUGUUAGCUGCAAUAACAUUAAUCAUCGAGCUUCGUAUUUAUCGCCGAAAACGUAAUACUGUGAUAAAAGAUUCAACAAAACAACUGUCACGUCAGAAUAAUAUAAAAAAAUGUGUGAUUUGUUUGAGACGAGGAUUCAGAAAAAUUGUUAGAGGCAUUUACACUCACAUCGAUAAAGCUUUUGGACCUGAAUAUUAA